AUGAGAAUCUUCUCCUUAAAGCGCUCUCCCUCCUCCGAUACAGUCCAAGCAAACCUUUCCCGAACCCUAAAGCCGCACGGCACGCCUGUAGUGGUCUUGGCGGUUGAUCGCACAAGCACACUGCUCGCGACCGGCGGAACUGAUGGCACGAUUAAAGUAUGGGAUAUUGCAGGCGGUUAUGUGACGCAUUCUUUCCGCGGCCCGUCUGUUUUGGUAUCCGCGUUACAAUUUUUCGAGGUCGCGGCCCGAUCCAAGGACGAUAAAAGCUCGCGAAAGCGCAAGAAAGGCGCACAGGCUGAGGAUGACUCUGACAACGAGGUUGAAGGCACUAGUAGCGCCAAUUUUAGGCUGGCUUCGGGUAGCCAGGACGGAAAAAUACGAAUUUGGGACUUGAAUAAGCGCGGAUGCAUUGCCAAUCUCGACUCCCACGUAUCUGAUGUCCAGAAAAUCGAUUACUCUCCUGAGCAGCAUGCCCUUGUUAGCGCAAGCAGGGACAAAACCCUUAUUUGGUGGGAUACGAAGUCAUGGAAGAUUCGAAAAAUCGUGCCUUGCCUUGAGCUUGUGGAGACGGCCGGGUUCCUUGACGAGGGUCGGCUGACCUUCUCAGCUGGCGCAAAUGGUUGCUUGCGCAUCUGGGAUACAGACAAUGGCAGGGAAGUUACCCCAGCUCAAUCAGAAAGAAGCGAGGAAGAGGGCAUUGUGGCCGGUAUCUAUCGUUCUGGCUUGCCUUUCAUUCUUUGCGUCCAAGUGGAUCAUACGCUUGCGUUCUACAAAUUACCUACCAAAGGAUCAGAAGGUUCUCUAGGCGUCCCGGAACCCUUCCGUCGCAUCUCAGGCACCCACGAUGAAAUCAUUGACCUUGGUUAUUUGCUUCCAGAUCGAUCCCUCAUGGCCCUUGCAACUAAUUCUGAGGAUAUUCGACUGAUAUCGGUAGCUCAAGCCACGACAGAGGGAGCUUCGGCGUCGUGGGACUCCGACGCGACUCCUUACUUCGGGCAAGACGUGGCGCUUCUCAGAGGGCACGAAGACAUUGUCAUCUCUUUGGAUAUCGACUGGUCGGGACACUGGAUUGCCACAGGCGCUAAAGACAACACGGCGCGAGUGUGGUGUGUAGACUCUGCCCGCAACUCAUACACCUGUUGGGCUACUUUCUCGGGUCAUGCUGAGUCUCUUGGGGCUGUUGCCCUCCCAAAGUCGGUCCCCGCUGAAGGUUCUGCUGCACGAACCCGUCCACUUGAUCAUCCACCAGCGUGUCUCAUCACUGGCUCCCAGGAUCAGACAGUCAAGAAAUGGGAGAUCCCCCGCCAACGCCAACAGCAAGGCUCGAAACCUAGAGCUGUCUUCACCAGAAAAGCUCACGAGAAAGACAUUAAUGCAAUCAAUGUCCACCACUCAGGUAGUCUCUUUGCCUCUGCAUCGCAAGACAAAACAGUCAAGAUCUGGUCAAUGGAGGAAGGUGAGGUCCAGGGCAUUCUUCGGGGUCACAAGAGAGGAGUUUGGUCAGUUCAAUUUUCUCCAGCUCAACUGCCUACUAUACAAGGAAAUGACGGCCCUGUGACAGGUAAGGGAGUCAUUCUCACUGGUAGUGGUGACAAGAGUGUCAAACUUUGGAGCUUAGCCGAUUACACAUGCAUCAGAACGUUUGAGGGACAUUCCAACAGUGUCCUCAAGGUUGCUUGGUUUGGUUUGCCGUCUCAACAGGAACAGUCAAGGAAACCAGUCCAGUUUGUUUCUGCUGCUGGUGACGGUCUUGUCAAGGUAUGGGAUGCCAACUCUGGCGAAGCGGAAUGUACUCUGGACAACCAUGAGGACAGAGUCUGGGCCGUAGCUGUUCAUCCUGAAACCAACACUAUCGCAUCUGGUAGCGGUGACUCCACAGUGACAUUUUGGAAGGACACGACGGUUGAAACCCAGGCUGUGGCCUCGCAAGCCGCGCUGAAGAUGAUUGAGCAGGAGCAAGAAUUGGAGAACCACAUUUUUGCUGGCUCAUACAGAGAGGCUAUCACUUUGGCACUUCAACUCAACCAUCCCGGUCGUCUCUUGAACUUGUUCACGUCGGUCGUUACCAACAGCAACCCAGAUGAAGGCAGCUUUUGUGGGCUGAAGGCUGUUGACGAGGUUUUGGGCAGCUUGUCCGAUGAGCAGAUUUUCCUUCUGCUUCUUAGACUGCGAGACUGGAAUACAAAUGCCCGCACUGCACAAGUUGCCCAGCGCAUUCUCUGGACGUUGGUGAGAAGCUACCCGGCCUCUAAAUUCUCAGACUUAUCGGUCAAGGGAGCACGUGGACAGAAGAGUCUGAGCGAUGUCCUCCAAGGGCUGCGGGUAUACACGGAGCGCCAUUACAGGCGUAUGGAAGAGUUGGUAGAUGAGAGCUAUUUGGUGGAAUAUACCCUGCAGGAGAUGGACGGCCUGGUACCAAUGGAAGACAGCAAUGCCAGUCUAAAGGAACUAGACAACGGACAAGGUGAUGCGGUCAUGGUUGAAUAG
Molecule: messenger RNA, 2487 nt
Organism: Metarhizium acridum CQMa 102
Lineage: Eukaryota; Fungi; Ascomycota; Sordariomycetes; Hypocreales; Clavicipitaceae
Product: U3 small nucleolar RNA-associated protein
Biological process (GO): endonucleolytic cleavage in 5'-ETS of tricistronic rRNA transcript (SSU-rRNA, 5.8S rRNA, LSU-rRNA); endonucleolytic cleavage to generate mature 5'-end of SSU-rRNA from (SSU-rRNA, 5.8S rRNA, LSU-rRNA)
Cellular component (GO): 90S preribosome; small-subunit processome; nucleolus
Molecular function (GO): protein binding; U3 snoRNA binding
Source: RefSeq, a predicted model, not a curated record